Molecule: messenger RNA, 901 nt
Organism: Truncatella angustata
Lineage: Eukaryota; Fungi; Ascomycota; Sordariomycetes; Amphisphaeriales; Sporocadaceae
Exons: 1
Coding region: 197-670 (157 amino acids)
Source: RefSeq, a predicted model, not a curated record
GAGCUGUAUUUAUUGAGAUCGUGCUGCAGACAGUCAAAGUUAUCACACGUCCAGUUUGAUGGAAGGCCACUGAUCUGCAUAUGACUGAAGUCGGAAGGAGUGAAGUUGAUUCUCACGCGUCUCAAUUAGUUGGCCACAGAUUAUUGAUUCUCGCGGCGAAUCAAAAAUUCUCUUUCUUUUCUAAAACUUCAGAGCCAUGUCACUUUACCUGGAACGGACCAUUCAUGACACAGCUACCUCCGGCUUCAUGCGGCAGCUUGAUAUAUCCAGCUUUGUAAUCCCUGUAGUCUUCCAACACUUUGUCACCGCCAAGGCUAGUAUCUCACUUCCGCCGAACAAGGGACUGCCGGGCAGAUCCUCACACACCACAGCGCUCAGUUCUACGGCUGGUGGCCGCCGUACCCGCACUUGUCCCUCAGCGCCCUUCUCCCACAGCCACACGAACUCGCAGUGCUACGAGAAACGCAGACCAGGGAGAUGCACGUGCAUCGAGAUGUUAGCAUGGAUGGCAGUUGAAGUUGUCGAAGCAGUUCUUGGCGCCGGGUACACCGCUUACGAUCUGCACGCCGCAGUCGAUAACCGCAUGCAAUGCCAAUUGUACUGGUGGGCUCGCCUCCACUACCGAGAGCAGCGGCUCGGUGAAAGAUUCGCACCAAUUGACGAUCUUUGACGGUUGCAUAGAUGCGUAUACCCACACUAUCUGGCCGGCUCAUUCAUGAGUGAAAUGAGUUGCAGCACUUGGCUAACUCAGACAAGGGUAAGAGGAUACCGUAUGGUUGCAAAUGCAAAAUUUCUUCCAUAGGACCUUUGGUUUUCAAUGAGAAUCAUGCUGGAUUUCUAUACUUCUUCACCUUCAACCUGGGCUGGCUGACCACGUUGUUCUCGACACUGAUCUGCCUCU